Saccostrea echinata is the source of this 919-nucleotide messenger RNA. Its product is annotated as ectin-like. Bases 1 to 909 code for a protein of 302 amino acids. The record is from RefSeq and is a predicted model, not a curated record. NCBI's taxonomy places the organism in Eukaryota, Metazoa, Mollusca, Bivalvia, Ostreida, Ostreidae. The transcript is spliced from 5 exons.
AUGCGGCUCGUAUGUCUGAAGAAUGCAUCCCAGUACCAGGCAGCGAAAUCUUACUUAGAGACCCAAAGUCUAAACGAUGGAGUCUGGAUCGGUCUUCGAACAAAUUCCACCAGUUCCCCGUAUGUGUUCCGCUGGAUAGAUUACAAAGUGUCCACUUACCUUCUGUGGGAUGAUGAGGAACCAGAUGAUGAGCAGACAGACAAAUGUGUCCGACUGUAUCUAAAUUCUUUCCGGUUUGGCACUAGGCAUUGCAGUGCUAAGAAACAUUUCUUAUGUGAAGAUUAUGCUAUCGACGGUGAAUGGUCGAAAUGGUCCUGGUGGUCGUCCUGCAGCGCCACCUGUGGGAACUACACGCAGACCCGUAUCCGGUCAUGUGAUUCUCCCCCUCCAUCAAAUGGUGGUAAACAUUGCUCAGGUGAAGGGGAACAAACGAAUCUAUGUGAUUUACCAAGUUGUCCAGUCGAUGGUUUCUGGUCUUCAUGGAGUGAAUGGUCAGACUGUGAAGUGAUCAAUUGCACUUUGAAUAAUCGAACACGUGUAAGAUCAUGUGACUCCCCAAAACCACAAUAUGGGGGCAGAGACUGUGAAGGUGAUGCUUAUCAAGGGGAGAGCUGUGAACAUUUAAUGUGCUCAUCUGGAGAUCGUUAUAUCUGCGCGCAAUUUCCUGACAACUUUAUUUCUUCACCUGCGCUUCAAGAAAAAAUCGACGAAAUGUCAAGAACUUUGAAAAUAAACAAAACAAAUUUGUCGUCACAGAUUCGCAAAAAAUCAUGCGCAGAUGAUUCAAGACCAACAUCGAGAUACAUGGGAUAUGGAGGUGCGAUAUCUAUUGGAAUUUACUUAGGACUUUUGAUGAUAAUUGACUGCUCUUCCCUUUUAGGAUGGAUGUAUUCAAAAUGUAUUAAAUGAUUAUUUUGCA